Molecule: messenger RNA, 1482 nt
Organism: Peronospora belbahrii
Lineage: Eukaryota; Oomycota; Peronosporomycetes; Peronosporales; Peronosporaceae
Source: the annotation of a GenBank genome assembly
AUGAAGAAGACUACAGCACUAUUAUUAACUACAGCAUUAAUGCUUCCUCGUACCUUUGGGAUGAAACAAUCCUGGAUAUUUACCAAUGAAAAGCGUCCGUAUUUUUUCAUUGAACGUUUUGGAUUUGGUCCAAAUGGUCACAUGGAUGUACGUGUAUCGAAUAUUGAGAUCAAGAAUACGACCAUGCUCGAGUCAUCUCAACCACUACAAGCAGGACUAUUAUUUGUCCAUCAAGAGGAUAUAUGGGAGACCAUGGCGUUAUUAAAUGACGUCAACGAGGAUGACGAGUUGGAAGAUUCACUUACAAGUCCAGAAACUUUGGAUCGAUGUGUCCUUAAUUUAUGUCCAGAUGAUGUAUGGAUCAAUUUUACCGAUAUCCAAACAUGGCACCUUAGUCUCAGUGUUCAACUCAUGAGAGUGGAUCAUGGACAAGGAAAUGACAGUCGAGUCAAUGGACCAUUGGAAACUGGAUUUUAUUAUCUCUUUUAUGCCCAAUGUCCCCAUGGAAUUGAUGUGUCUUUUCAUAUGGAUGCAUUGUUCACGAAUGGAGAUCAAGAGUUUUUAUCUAUUGGUGAUUCACCAUUGCCACUUGUGUACUUGAUGAUGAGUGUAUUCUUUCUAAGUGCUGCAAUCAUUUGGUGGUCAUGUCUUGUACGACAUUUACAACAUGUUCAGCGAGUUCAUUGGCUCAUGGCGAUACUAGUAUCAGUCAAGACUAUUGCACUCUUUGCAGAAGCCAUGCGUGCAUACUAUAUGAAACGUAAUGGUGAUACACUUACGGCUUGGACUGCAGUCACGUAUACAUUCAUGAGCCUUAAAGGGAUUUUAUUAUUUUCCGUACUGAUGCUCAUUGGUACAGGAUGGUCACUAUUGAAACCUCAUUUGUCACAGAAGGACAAGUCAGUGCUAUCAUUGGUACUAGUGCUACAAGUUGUAAGCAAUGUGGCUCAGAUUUUGGAAGCAGAGACGGCAGUGGGUACACGAGCUUGGGUAAGCUGGCGAGAAAUUUUGAUUGUUGCAGACAUAGCUUGCUGUGCUGCAGUGUUGCUACCUAUUGUAUGGUCGAUUCGCCAGCUACGAGUUGCUGCUGCAACUGACGGCAAGGCCUUUGCCAACCUACAGAAGCUGACGCAAUUUCGGUCAUUCUACCUUUUCGUCAUUUGUUACAUCUAUAUGACUCGGUUGGUGCUACAGCUCCUAAAGGCUAGCUUACCCUAUGACGCGACCUGGGUGGCUGUAGCAGUGAGCGAGCUAGCUGCUUUGAUUUUUUUCACCACGACUGGCUAUCGCUUCCGUCCGUUGCCGCUCAAUCCGUAUUUGGAAGUACCUAUGCACGAGGAUGAUUUGGAGGAAUUUGCGCUUGAAGAUGACGAAGACGACUUGGAUGUUCGCAGCAUUCAGCGCAGCGAUAUUCACAAGUUUGCAUACGGUGCGCCAGUUAAAACCAAGGCAAAUUGUUCGAUUGAGAGACAGCACUGUUAG